Pelecanus crispus (Dalmatian pelican) is the source of this 1902-nucleotide messenger RNA. NCBI's taxonomy places the organism in Eukaryota, Metazoa, Chordata, Aves, Pelecaniformes, Pelecanidae. The record is from RefSeq and is a predicted model, not a curated record.
CUGGACAAGCUCUCGGAGGUUGCCAAAGUGAACACAGAUGCCAUGCGCGUGGCCCAGGAGGAGAUCUGCGAGUACCGUCGCCAGCUCCAGUCCAAGACCACCGAGCUCGAAGCCCUCAAAGGGACCCAGGAGUCACUGGAGAGGCAGAGACAGGACUCGGAGGAGCGCCAUCAUGCAGAUGUCCUGUCCUACCAGGAAACCAUCCAGCAGCUUGAUAGUGAGCUGAGGAACACCAAAUGGGAGAUGGCAGCUCAACUCCGGGAGUACCAGGAUCUGCUCAAUGUCAAAAUGGCCCUGGACAUUGAAAUUGCUGCCUAUAGAAAGCUCUUAGAAGGGGAGGAAUAUCGGAUCGAGUCUGGCUUUGGGAUGAUCUCCUUCCCUGAGGUGGUCCCCAAGGCUCCCAGCAUCACCACUGACAUCAAGGUGAAGAGUGAGGAGAAGAUCAAGGUGGCGGAGAAAUCUGAGAAGGAGACAGUGAUUGUGGAGGAGCAGACAGAGGAAAUACAGGUGACUGAGGAGGUCACAGAGGAGGAAGAGGCUGAGAAAGAGGGUGAAGUGGAAAAAGCUGAAGAGAAGAAAGCUGAAGCAGAGGGUGAAGAGGAGGCCAAGUCUCCUGCAAAAGAGGAGGCCAAGUCCCCAGAGAAACCUGCAUCCCCCUCAAAGGAGGAGGCCAAGAGCCCAGCUGUCAAGUCUCCAGAGAAACCUGCAUCCCCUUCAAAAGAGGAGGCCAAGAGCCCAGCUGUCAAGUCCCCAGAGAAACCUGCAUCCCCUUCAAAAGAGGAGGCCAAGAGCCCAGCUGUCAAGUCUCCAGAGAAACCUGUAUCCCCCUCAAAAGAGGAGGCCAAGGGUCCAGCAGUGAAGUCCCCAGAAAAACCUCCAUCCCCCUCAAAAGAGGAGGCCAAGAGCCCAGCUGUCAAGUCCCCAGAAAAACCUGCAUCCCCCUCAAAAGAGGAGGCCAAGAGCCCAGCUGUCAAGUCUCCAGAGAAACCUGCACCCCCCUCAAAGGAGGCCAAGAGCCCAGCUGUCAAAUCCCCUGAAAAGCCCCCAACCCCCUCAAAAGAGGAGGCCAAGACCCCAGCAGUGAAGUCCCCAGAGAAACCUGCACCCCCCUCAAAAGAGGAGGCCAAGACCCCAGCAGUGAAGUCCCCAGAGAAACCCUCAACACCCUUGAAAGAAGAGGCCAAGACCCCAGCAGUGAAGUCCCCUGAGAAACCUGCACCCCCCUCAAAAGAGGAAGCCAAAACCCCAUCUGUCAAGUCCCCAGAGAAACCUGCAUCCCCCUCAAAAGAGGAGGCCAAGACCCCAGCUGUGAAGUCCCCAGAGAAGCCCCCAACCCCCUCAAAAGAGGAGGCCAAGACCCUGGCUGUGAAGUCCCCUGAGAAAGUAAAGUCUCCUGUGAAGGAGGUGGCCAAGUCUCCACAGAAGGAAGCAGCUCCAGCCAAGGAGCCCACCCCCUCCCCUCCAAAGGAGUCAAAAGCCCCUGCAAAGGAAGAGCAUCCCAAGGAGGUGAAGGGUCCCUCCAAGCCUGGAGCUGAGGAGGGCAGGAAAGAGGAAGCUCCCAAGAAGGAUGUCCCAGCCAAAGUGGAGGAGAAGCCCAAAGAGAAGGCGGCUGCUGUGCCAGAGCCUGUGGCCCCACAGGUGAAGGAGACCACCAAGCCGGGCCCCAAGCCUGCGGAAGAAGGAAAGGCUGAGGAGGCUCUGCCAAAACCUCAGCAGGAGGUCAGCAAAGCGGCUGCAAAGGAGGCUGAGAAGCCAAAGGCCGAGGAGAAGGUGGAGGAGCCCAAAGCUAAAGCGAAACCCAAAGAUGAGCCCAAAGCCAGUAAAGAGCCCCCCAAGGCCGAGGCCCCCUCCAGCAAGGAGGGCAAAGCCCCAGAGCCGGCACCCGCUGUGGGGAAGAAGUGA